This is a messenger RNA of Trichosurus vulpecula (common brushtail), 1017 nucleotides long. It is a transcript of the gene COMMD4, whose product is annotated as COMM domain containing 4. NCBI's taxonomy places the organism in Eukaryota, Metazoa, Chordata, Mammalia, Diprotodontia, Phalangeridae. The transcript is spliced from 8 exons. The record is from RefSeq and is a predicted model, not a curated record. The coding region runs from base 123 to 722 and encodes 199 amino acids.
GUCACGUGAGGCGCUCCAGUAUCAGCUGACCCAUCUGUUGGAGGAAGAGAGGAGGAAGAGGAGGAGAAGGAGGCUGGACUGUGGGUUUCUCUGAGGCAUCGGUCCAGGGUCCCGCCUGCAACAUGAGGUUCCGGUUCUGUGGCGACCUGGACUGUCCAGAUUGGGUCCUAGCGGAGAUCAGCACAUUGGCCAAGAUUUCUUCUGUCAAGCUGAAGCUCAUCUGCAGCCAGGUUCUGAAAGACCUCCUGGGACAGGGGAUUGACUUUGAGAAAAUCCUGAAACUUACAGCCGAUGCCAAGUUUGAAUCUGGCGAUGUCAAGGCCACAGUGGCAGUGCUCAGCUUCAUCCUCUCCAGCGCGGCCAAACACAACGUGGACAGUGAGUCCCUCUCCAGUGAGCUGCAGCAGCUGGGGCUACCCAAAGAACAUGCCUCAGGAUUGUGCCGUUCCUACGAGGAGAAGCAGGGGCCCCUCCAGGAGAGCUUGAGGGGCAGCAGCCUAAGGUUGAGCAGAUUGGAUAGUGUUGGCUGGCGUGUGGACUACACGGUUAGCUCCAGCCAGCUCUGCCAAGUUCAUGAGCCAGAGGUGCACCUGAGGCUGGAUGUUCGGCGUAACCCAGGUGGUCCAGCAGAGCCCAUCGCCAUGACGAUGUCAGUGAAGAAGUUCCAAGUUCUGUUGGCAGAACUCAAACAAGCACAAGCCUUGAUGGGUUCCCUGGGCUGAGAGCUAUUGGAGAGCAAGAAAAGGAAGCCAAGGAGUGGGGCUGGCUCAGCUGAGACCCAAACCUCAGUGUGUGGGCUGAUGCCCCUUCCCUCUGUCUAUAGCACCCAUUCAACCUCUCCACCAGGCCUGCCCCCAUCUUCAGGACAGCUCAGCCCCAGGGAGCUCAGCAAAAGGACCUGGUUGGUUUGGGGACCCCGUAAGGUGCCUUCCUGAUGUCCACCCCUGCCACUGCCUUGCCCCAGUUUUGUACCAUUUUACUGAAGGAUGGAAGAAAUAAAUGUUGCUGUCAAGCCUG